GGGCGGAGCAGAGAAGCAGGAAACACACCGCUGCUGCUGCUGCUGCUGCUGCUGGAAGUCACAAGAAAGCUCUCCAUCAUGGCCUACCAGGCAGGGUUUCCAGAGGAGCCCAGCGCUCUGGUGAACAACAUCAGCUCCAACAUCCAUAAGCUGACACUGCUGACGUCUGAGCUGCAGAGGGCAGUCUCUCUGGUGGGGACGGAGCAGGACAGCAGCCAGCUACUACACACCCUGCAACAGAAACAGCAACAAGGCAACCAGUUAGCGAAGGACACUGACAAACUGAUGAAAGCAUUCAGUGCACUUCCUGUUGGCCCCGAUCAGCGUCAGAGAAAGUUACAGAAAGAGCGUCUGGUGAACGACUUCUCCGCCGCCCUGAACAGCUUCCAGAGGACACAGCGGCAGGCGGCCGACAAAGAGAGAGACUUUGUGGCGAGAGUCAGAGCCAGCUCCAGGGUGUCGCAGGGAGGACAGCCUGAUGACAGCGUUGGAAAUGCGCCUCCUUUCCUCAGUGACGCCCAGGUGCAGGCUCAGGCUGAGGCCAUCACUGAGGAAGACCUGAGGCUGAUCCAGGAGAGGGAGAUGUCCAUCAGGCAGUUGGAGUCUGACAUCACAGAUAUCAAUGACAUCUUCAAGGACCUGGGGAUGAUGGUCCACGAGCAGGGAGACAUGAUAGACAGUAUAGAAGCCAACGUGGAGACUGCAGACGUGAGUGUCCAGAACGCCACCCAGCAGCUGCAACGUGCUGCAGAGUACCAGCGGAGCUCCCGGAAGAAGAUAUGCAUCAUUUUGAUAGUGCUGGCUGUAGCGAUUGUUAUUAUUGGACUCAUCAUCUGGGGUGCUCUCAAAAAAUAAGGGCUUCUUCCUCCUCUUCCUCCUCCUCUCCUCUGCCUCUCCUGUUUAGUCAUCAACCUGGGCAAAGGAUGAAGCAACGUCAUUCCUCUCCUUCUCAUCCUCCUCCUUUUCUCACCCCCCUCAUGAAGGGGAGUCGUUGAGUCUGUCUUUCUUUGACUCGAUUAUAUUUUUAAGACACCGUAGUCCUCUUUGACGGGACGGCACACUCCUUCACUGUGAAAACAAAACUAGCACAGGUAGCUUUAUAUAAUCAGCUUUAAUUGAAGAGUGUCUGAUUUAGGCAUGAUUUAAAGGUCUGAGUCUGCACCUGAUUGUCAGAUGGAGGUGUAAUGUAAACAUGUGGAGUAUUGCUGUGUUCAGUGGCAGCCAUUUUGGCUCCACCGGCUUUGAAUGUUGAGUACUUUACAGACAAUGCUUCUGGGUGCAAUGAAGCAGCAAGUUGCUGUAAGCAGGUGAGAGGGGAUUAACCUUUGGAUCAGUCAUACUGCUGCAGCUGCUUCCUUUUGGAAGGAAAAAAAAGCUCAUGUGCUAAACCUUACUCAGCAAUUAAACUUUGAAUAAAGUGCACUAUGUAAAUUUAAGAUUAAACAAAAGCCAGCUUUGGUCCAUAGCACAGUUUAACUGCACUCAACUUAUUGCAAUGCAGAGUUCUAAGUGACAAAACCCUCUUUUUAAAAAUCUGUUUUAUAGAAGCUCUAAACAACAUUCAGAACAUUAAUAUAGCAACAAACAACUAUUUGCCAUGUGAAGAUAAAGUGGAGUAAUGACAUCCUGUGCUGAGAAUGAAGUCACGCUCUCUUUGUGUGUUGCAAUCGGAGCGUCUCUGUUUAUUGCUGUGAUACAGUCCGGCCACAGGUCCAUGUUAGAGCAUGAGUCCCUGUGUGUGUAUCCCACAGGCUAGCUGAUUGCUGCCACUCUAACUGCACCCAUACAACAGUUGCCACUGAUAACGGGAUGAUGUUGUUGAAGCGUAGCAGCCACCCUCCCAGGUUAACACCUAUAGCUUUUUAGCACUGUUGCUAUUUUUAGCACUGUUUCAGCUGUUAGCACAGUUAGCUACUAGCCACUAACUCAGUCACCUCCAUGUUGAGAGCUGUGUGGAGACAACCGCUAAAUCAGUGUUUCCCAAAAGUGGGUCGGGGGUCCAUAAGUAACUUGCUAACAUAUCAGCUUUGUAAAAAACACACUUUAUUUUUAAGUCCACUGAAUUUCCAGCACAGAGCUUUUAUUUUGAAGUGCCAUUUCCUGCUGUAGAGUGAGUGACUAACGAACAGCUACUUAACAGAUACAGCAAACUAGCUCGACACAUGGCCAAACACAAGUAUAAUGCUGAAUAUGCUAAACUGCAUGGACCUUUAAUGACAAAGGAGAAAUCUGGACCCUGUAGCUGCACCAGCUCUGCUCUGAAUCAUAGAUGUGCUCUGAAUAUUGUAUAGAGCCCCUUGAAGUUGUAAUUACACUGAACAAAAAUAUAAACGCACCACUUUUGUUUUUGCUCUCAUUUUUCAUGAGCUGAACUCAAAGAUCUUAAACAUUUUCUAUACACACAAAAGACCA
Molecule: messenger RNA, 2412 nt
Organism: Epinephelus fuscoguttatus (brown-marbled grouper)
Lineage: Eukaryota; Metazoa; Chordata; Actinopteri; Perciformes; Serranidae
Gene: stx7l
Product: syntaxin 7-like
Exons: 10
Coding region: 79-855 (258 amino acids)
Biological process (GO): vesicle fusion; intracellular protein transport; vesicle-mediated transport
Cellular component (GO): SNARE complex; endomembrane system; synaptic vesicle
Molecular function (GO): SNAP receptor activity; SNARE binding
Source: RefSeq, a predicted model, not a curated record